Messenger RNA from Oncorhynchus masou masou (cherry salmon), 1652 nucleotides. RefSeq lists its product as uncharacterized. The record is from RefSeq and is a predicted model, not a curated record. The coding region runs from base 38 to 1288 and encodes 416 amino acids. The transcript has 7 exons. NCBI's taxonomy places the organism in Eukaryota, Metazoa, Chordata, Actinopteri, Salmoniformes, Salmonidae. Gene Ontology annotation, biological process: response to bacterium.
CCCACACUCUAUACAGUUCAGAAAGGACAGUAAAAUUAUGAUUAUAUAUUGGACAAUCUUUUUGUUUCACGCCAAUUUGGGCUGUGCACUUGACAAGGAUGUAAUCCAACCAGACCCUGUGAUAGUUACACAACUGGGACAAAGUGUAUCUCUCACUUGCUUUUGUCGAUCUAAUUUGAUGGUCAGGGUCUCUUGGUUCAAGCAAACUGUUGGACAGAAGCCUCUUCUCAUGGAAUCAUCAUAUUAUCCCACUAAAAAUAGUUUUUAUUCCAAAAACUUUAACAAAGACUUUAGUGAGACUAAACGUUUGAGUGUGAAGAGAGGAGAUGGCAGCUCUAACCUGACCAUCUCCAAGACAGAGUCAGGUGACUCAGCUACAUACUACUGUGGUGCUAUGGAAGAGGGCAAACUCAAAUUUGCAGAAGGAACUUCUUUAUUUGUCAAAGGUUCAGAGUCCAACAGCAUGUCUGUGCUCCAGCAGCCUGUGUCUGAGUCAGUUCAGCCAGGAGACUCUGUGACUCUGAACUGUACAAUACACACUGAGACCUGUGCAGAACACAGUGUCUAUUGGUUCAGACAUGGCUCAGGAAAAUUCCAUCCAGGAAUCAUUUACAACAAUGGAGACAGGAGAGAUCAGUGUGAGAAUUGCCCAGAGGCUGGGUCUCCUACACAGAGCUGUGUCUACAACCUCCCCAAGAGAAACCUCAGCCUCUCUGAUGCUGGGACUUACUACUGUGCUGUGGCCUCAUGUGGGGAGAUACUGUUUGGGAAAGGGACCAAGCUGGAAAUGGACUAUGGUUGUAAGAAGGAACUUCUCUUGGUGUACUGUCUGGGUGUAGCGUUGGCUCUUUGUGUCAUCAUCAUCAUUGUCCUUGGUUGUGUUAUGUAUAAGAUGACCAAGAAAACCUUUCUGCUGUGCAGUGGAACGCAUCCUCAGCCAAGUGGUCUGACAGUCCCCAGUUCUCAUGACCAGGAUCAAGAAGAUGAUGACACACUCACGUCGGUCCAUUACGCUGCUCUAAAUAUGAUCCACAAGAAGCCAAAGACGCAGAGACAGAGGAGCGCCAUGGAGAGAGACACCGAGUACUCUGGGCUGUAUCCUGUAUCGGAUCUCUGUGGUGUCCUGACGGCCCUAAAUGGAUUUUCCACUCAGCUUAACUCAUCUUUAAACCCCAGAAAUGACCAUCAGUCCUCACCACACACUGUCUUCACACACCUCAGUGCAUCAAAACCACAAACAUCCAUGUCACUAAGAGCACAACUCACUCUCAUCAUGAGAAAAGCCUGAACUAAAAAUAUACUUUUUAGCCGAGUAUAUUUUGAAGGGAGCUUAUAGUGUUGAACAUAUCAUCCAAAUAUUACAAUGUACACAUUGUAAUUAAGAAGUUUUUGCAAACAAUAGAAAAUGUGAAUAUGCAUAUGUGCAGGUUGAAGUAGUGUACUUCAUUUAUCUUUCAAUAGGGUGCAACAGUGUACAUAGAAGUCCUCAUAACUGCUUUACCUUCAGAGUUGGCAGCAACUUUUAUAAUUGUCCAGAUAUUAAUCUUUUUCACUAAGAAUCAUUGAAAAUGUACUUUCCCAUGAUAUAUCAUGUGUGUAGUCAUAAUAGCUGUCAACAAAGGUCCAAUAAAGACAAUGUUCGGUUAAGAAUC